Molecule: messenger RNA, 1225 nt
Organism: Siniperca chuatsi (mandarin fish)
Lineage: Eukaryota; Metazoa; Chordata; Actinopteri; Centrarchiformes; Sinipercidae
Gene: gal
Product: galanin/GMAP prepropeptide
Exons: 7
Coding region: 125-553 (142 amino acids)
Cellular component (GO): extracellular region
Molecular function (GO): hormone activity
Source: RefSeq, a predicted model, not a curated record
GCUGACGUCAGCUGAGGGUGGGGUGGGGUGAAUAAAAGGUGGAGGGAGUCCUCGGCUCAUCCGACCCGCCGAGCCUUCCACACUGCGAGCUUCUGCUGCGGCGCAGGCUGGACAACAAUCCAAGAUGCAGAGGUGCUUUGGGAUUUUUUGCGUGUCGCUCCUCUUGUGCGCUGCGCUCUCCGAGACCCUCGGGCUGGUGAUUGCGGCGAAGGAGAAACGUGGCUGGACUCUGAACAGCGCUGGCUACCUGUUAGGUCCCCGUCGUAUUGAUCACCUAAUUCAGAUAAAGGAUUCCCCCAGUGCCAGAGGCAGAGACGAGCUGGUCACUCAAUAUGGAAUAGAUGGACACAGGACUCUAGGAGAUAAGCCGGGUCUGGCUGGCAAGAGGGACAUGGGCCAGGAGGAGGACUUCAGAACAGGUGUCCUGAGAAUAGCAGAUGGAGACAUCAUUCACACUGUCAUUGAUUUCCUGUCAUACCUCAAACUCAAAGAGUUGGGAGCCUUGGACAGCCUGCCUUCCUCUGUGACAUCCGACGAACUGGCCAAUCCCUAAUGUUUCUGCUUCUCUGCAGUUCAUCUCCAUUUACCCAAGUCUAUGUUUCUGCUGUCUGGGUUCCCACUGUCCUAAAUGUCACAUUACUGUAGCUCUAUUCACACUCUGACGCUGGAUUUGUCCUGGUACCAAAGAUCUGAUUCUGUAACUCUUUGCGACAGAGAUUGAUUGUCCCCCAGUACAAAUAUCAGAUCUUUUUGCUCCUGUGUAAAUAAAACUUUAUAUCCACUGAAGGUCAGUGAGUGUCUGCUGACUGCAGGUGGAUCUAGGUAAUAGGGACCCCUAUUCAGAAAACAAAACUGUAUUAUCAUCUUAAUAUACUAUCAUCUCAUUUAAUAAAAUGGAGUGAAAUAAACAAACAAAUGACACUGGACAACUUGAAUUUCUUUCUUUCCAUUAGUCACAAUACAAUAAUUAUCACUUAGAUUGCAGUUGAAAUUGGAGAAACCACAUUUGUUUGAAAACAUGAUACAUGAGUACUGAUCUUUCUAUGUUAACUGUAAUUUAAUGUUUUGUUAAUGUUUAAUUAUUACAACGAAUUAGUACGACAUCUCUCUCCCGUAGUUUUGUGCUUUCUCGUCUCUUCUUCUGUCGCUUUCAGCAGAGACUUCUGCCUCCGGAGCUGCAGAGUCUGGAUCUAUGAUUGCAAGCCACCUUCUGCCCCCGUGUUCC